This is a messenger RNA of Parastagonospora nodorum SN15, 1044 nucleotides long. RefSeq lists its product as hypothetical. The record is from RefSeq and is a predicted model, not a curated record. The transcript is spliced from 3 exons. Lineage: Eukaryota; Fungi; Ascomycota; Dothideomycetes; Pleosporales; Phaeosphaeriaceae. The coding region runs from base 1 to 1044 and encodes 347 amino acids.
AUGGCCGACGUCACGCCUAAUUCACCGUACUCCAACAAGGCGGGAACGUAUCUAAUUCCAGUUUGCACGGUCGCAGCCAUCGCGCUCGUGUUGGUCGUCAUACGAGUGUACACCCGUCUUAGUAGGACAGGAAGACUACAUCUAGAUGAUUGGCUCAUUGUGGUCGCUGAGCCUUUAUCGUUAGUUGGCCUCUCACUAGCCAUUGCCGCAGUCAUUCACGGAUGGGGAAAGCCUAUUUCCUACUUCUCACCGGAGAACCUCAAAGAGACACUCAGGUUGCAAUUCGCACUCCAGACCGUGUGGAUAGUCACAUAUUGUCUUGUUCGCCUCUCCGUAGCAUGCUCUCUGCUGCGUUACGGUUUUGACAGAUCAUGGCGUUGGCCUCUAUACUUCAUAAUAGGUCUGCAAGUUACGAUAUCCUCGUCAUACAUCGUUAUCCAGUUCGCCCAAUGCACGCCAAUCAGCUCGAACUGGGAGAGGAUACCGGGUGCCAAGUGUUGGAAUAUCCAGCCCAUUAUCAAUUACGGAUGGGCAAUUGCUUCAAUAUACAUCGCUACUGAUCUUGCCCUCUCUCUAAUGCCUGUCCGACUCAUCCGAACGCUGAAUCGAAGCACUUCCGAGAAGAUACUCAUUUUUGCGCUCAUGGCCCUUGGUCUGCUCGCUACUGGUAUCGCAUGUGCUAAGAUGACUACGUUCACUACGUUUGGGAAGGGCGAUCCGAUGCAAGGCACUAUUCUACCUUCACUUUGGGCAAAGUUAGAAGAACAGGUCGGCAUCAUUGCCUCUUCGCUACCGUGUCUCAAGAACCCCAUAGAGAGGCUGCUCAAGAGUACGGGUAUACUGAAGGAGCAUCAACUGAAACGGCCAAGCUUCGUAGCUGAUCUCAGCUUACCAGCGGUGCCAAAAGAUAGCGAUGAGCAGGACAGUUCUGUUGGUUCGCUAAUAAAUGAAGACAUCAGGGUGGACUCUGCAGCUGUGGCGUCGACAUCGAAUGUAAAUAUCAGCGCCCAAGGACACCGCAGCAAAACAUUGCAAGCGGUGUGA